Molecule: messenger RNA, 1175 nt
Organism: Aegilops tauschii subsp. strangulata
Lineage: Eukaryota; Viridiplantae; Streptophyta; Magnoliopsida; Poales; Poaceae
Source: RefSeq, a predicted model, not a curated record
AUGACCGAUUACAAUGUCUUGGCUAUUUCAUGCAUAGGUCAUACUAUUAGAAGCCCCUUGUCAAAAAUUGUUGUGGUGAUAUGGUGCUUUGCAGUGUUGGUUCUUGUCCAGAGCUACGCAGCAAGCCUGUCAUCCAUUCUGACUACAAAGAGCCUCCGUCCGUUCCUGUAUUUUGGGAGCGGUGACUUUGUAGGAUACCAAGAUGGUUCAUUUGUGCGGUCCCUCUUGCUGAAUCAAUCCUUCAGUGAAAACAGAUUAAGGAGCUACAGGACGAAAGAACAAUAUGCUGAUGCUUUGAGGAAGGGAUCCAAGAAUGGAGGGGUGUCGGCUAUUGUUGAUGAGAUCCCCUAUUUAACUUCUUUCCUCUCUGAUGGUCGGUAUGAAAAUGAUUUUAUGAUGCUUGGAUCCGUAUACGAGACUCCUGGAUUUGGUUUUGUAAGCUACUCGACCUUAAUGCCUUCGUAUUGCUUAUUUUGCAGCGCUAUGCUGCAAUCUAGAUACAGAAUUAAGUUGCUGACAUCGUUUUCUUAUCUUCAGGCGUUUCCUCUAGGUUCUUCGCUAGUGCAUAAUAUUUCAAUUGCCAUCCUAGACCUAGAAUCAGGGGGUGAGGGCUCACGGAUCAAAAGGAACUGGUUUGGCACAGACUCCGUGCCUCUCACUUUCGAAAGUUUCUCUAGUUUGAUGGAUGCUAGUAAGGUCCCUAACACGGAAUCCAAGCCUCUCACUGUCCAAUGUUUCUCUGGUCUCUUCGUCAUCAUUGGAUCCAUUUCAACUCUCAUGUUGCCGAUAAGCAUUAUGAGGUUGAUUUAUGCCAAAUGCACUGAGUUGAGAAAGGCUGAUGUGAAAAGUGACAGUGUCACCGACGAUGAGUCCCGUCUGUUGCAGAAUGGCAUAGGUGACAACCCCAGCCCUGGUCUACAACCCUUCCAUGUAGCUGGCAUUGAAAAUUCCGGGGGUGUCCAAUUAAGCGGCGAGAAUGUUGGGGACGUGGAGCCUGACACAGUGCAGCAGAAUGGCAUGCAUGGUGACUCUGUCCCUGCAGGACACAUUCAGAUUGAGAUGCACAAUGUCUAAGGUGAAGGGAAGCGCCAGAUGCUCAUAGGUACUUCUUUCGUCAUUGAAGCGAUGCGGCAUUCCAAACCUUGGACUAGAUAGAAGUACUAAAAUAAUCUCUC